AUGCCAAAAGCUAAUUCUUCAUUAUCAUUUGUUUCUCCUCAUCCACCAAUUCCACUUCCUGAUCAUCAUAAUCAUCCAGUGACACGUCGUUCUUCUACAGUACUCAAUGAAGCCUCAGGUCUUCCUCCACCUGCUAAUGCAGUGUCCUCGAAUAUACAUACCGAACAUGAAAAUGAUGAUUAUCAAAAUAAACAAAUAAUUAGUUUACCCUUCAAUUGGCAGGCUUCAAAAUUUUCUCUCAAUGAUCGUAUAUCUGCAUUAUGUUUAAAUGAAUAUAUGGCUGAUGUACAUUUUGAGUUAAAUGACAGUGAUGAAUUAAUUCCUGCACAUAAAUUUGUUUUAAGUGUUGGUUCUUGUGUAUUUGAAGCUAUGUUUCAACGAAAUAAUGAAUCAUUAUCAUCAAUUAUACAUGUACCUGAUAUGGAAACUUAUGCAUUUCGUACAUUAUUACGUUUUUUAUAUGGUGAUUAUAAUACUCCAGCAUUAUCAAUAACACAUGAUACUGUUAUGUCAAUAUUAUAUGGUGCAAAAAAAUAUUGUGUUAUUGGUCUUGAACGUCUUUGUGUAGAUUUUUUAAAGAAAAAUAUUUCUAUUGAAAAUGCAUUAAUAUUAUUAAGUCAAGCACGUUUAUUUGAUGAAGCACAAUUAGCAGCACAAUGUUUAGAAGUUAUUGAUAAAAAUGCAAUGUAUGCAUUACAAACACCGGAAUUACUUGAUAUCGAUUUAGAUACAUUAAUGGCUAUUUUAAAACGUGAUACAUUAGGUGUGAGAGAAAUAAAAUUAUGGCAAACAUGUAUAGCAUGGGCAAAAAAUAAAUUAUCAAAUAAUCAAUCAAUAACAUCAGAUAUGAUUCGACAAACAUUAGGUGGAGCUUUAAAAUUAAUUCGAUUUCCAUUAAUGAGUCAAGAAGAAUUUGCACAAGGUCCAGCACAAUCCGGAAUUUUAACAGAUAAAGAAGUUAUUUCAAUAUUUUUAUAUUUUAGUUUACCAUCAAAAUCAUAUAAAUUAUGUGACUUUGAUGAUGAACCACGAAGUACAUUUAAAGAAUAUAUUGUUAAUAGAUUUCGUGAAGGUGAAGUUGAACAUCGUUGGUCUUAUUCAGAUGCAUUUGAUAGAAUUAGAUUUAAAUGUGAUAGACGUUUAUUAAUAGCUGGUUAUGGAAUUUAUGGAAGUAUAAGAGAACCAUUUGAAUAUAAUGUUCAUAUACAAUUACAUCAUCUUGAUUCUGGUCGAAUAUUAGGUGAAAAUGAAACAACAUUUAUGGCUGAUGGAUCAUCAUCAACAUUUCGUGUAUCAUUUAAAGAACCAUUAGAAAUUCAACAAGGAGAAUAUUAUGUUGCAAGUGCUAAACUUAAAGGUCCAGAUUCAUUUUAUGGUAUUAAUGGUUUACGUAGAAUAACGCAUGAUUGCGGUCUUGAUGGUAAAGUAACAUUUCAUUUUGCAUAUGCAUCCGGAGAAAACAAUGGAUCAAAUGUUGAUGAUGGACAAAUACCUGAAAUAAUUUUUUGUCUAUAA
Messenger RNA from Rotaria sp. Silwood2, 1515 nucleotides. The record is from the annotation of a GenBank genome assembly. NCBI's taxonomy places the organism in Eukaryota, Metazoa, Rotifera, Eurotatoria, Philodinida, Philodinidae.